Molecule: messenger RNA, 3541 nt
Organism: Patella vulgata (common limpet)
Lineage: Eukaryota; Metazoa; Mollusca; Gastropoda; Patellidae
Product: histone acetyltransferase KAT6B
Exons: 8
Coding region: 100-1563 (487 amino acids)
Molecular function (GO): protein binding; DNA binding
Source: RefSeq, a predicted model, not a curated record
GAUUUUGCGGAGAAAUUAUAGACAAAAUUUCUUCGGGUUCUUUUGAUUUAGCGAUAAAUUGACUGAAAAGCUACAGAAACACAUGUAAAAGAUAUACAGAUGGCACCGAUAAAGCAUAAGGAUUGGAUUCUUUCCUCGAUUGACCAGCUGAGGCAUAGAAAAGCCCGACCCGAUCUCAAUCGCAUUUGCCACAUGGUGCGAAGGAGGUACGGGUUGAGUAUUCAAGAAACGACGGCAAGUCUGGAGAAUUUAGUUGAUGCGCGUAUUGUUGUGAAAGUCGAAUACAAAGGACACACAAGCUACAGAAAUGCUGCAAAAUGGAAGAAGAGUGCAAUGGGAGGACAAGUACUUAACUCAAAUGCAUUCAUUCAAGAUAUCCAAAAAGCUGUAGCAGAAAUAUGCAAAAAUAACUCCAGUGGUGAGCGGGGGGCAAAUAUACGCGAUAUUGAAACAUGGCUGGCGGCUAACGGUUCAGAAGAGACGGAGAAAGAAUCGGCGAAUCUCGAAGACGCCCUCAAUAGGGAAGUAGAAAAUAAAAGAUUGAAAAGACUUUUCUUUAAUGGUCACUAUAUCAUAGCCAAGAAGAACACAGAAGAUAAAGAAAAGUCCAGACCAAAAGGAGCGAUUGCGACAACAAGUGCGAAAUCUACGGCCGAAAAUACGAAUCCAACAACAGUGAAGAAACGCGGCCGUCCCCCUUCAAAACGAAUGAAAUUUAAAAAGACUCAUGGACCCGAUUUCGAGAUGCUUGAUCUGGUUGGGAAAAAAUCCAAGAAUAUUGAUGCUGGUUUUUAUGACGACGAUGUGAAUGCUGUUUGUGAUUUUUGUAAACUUACUUCUUCAAAGAAUAUAAAAGGAAAACCAGAAAGACUAUUAUUUUGUCAUGAUUGUAAUGCUAUAGCUCAUCCAUCUUGUAUGAAGUAUUCACCUAAACUUGCUAAGAAAGCAUAUAAAGGAGAAUGGCAGUGUAUAGACUGUAAAACAUGUUGUGUUUGUGAUGAUGCAGAAGCUGCAACUAUUAUGUUAUUCUGUGAUUGGUGUGAUAGAGGAUAUCAUAUGACGUGUCAUAAACCAACACUUAAAGAUAAACCUAAAGGGAAAUGGAUGUGUUCUGAUUGUGGAGGAGCAAGUGUUUCAAAGGUUCAGGAAGUAGAAGAAAGUAGUGGGAGUGAAAGUAUCUGUAAUGAUAAUUAUGGGUCUUUUCCACCGACACCAUGUGAUUCACCAGUUCAAUGUGAUGAUGAAAAAUAUAGAUAUAAGUUGUAUAAAAAGAAACAAUCAUCGAAAGAAUCUUUAGCAAGAGAGCUAUCAAAGGAUCCAAAACUUGAUGGCCAAUAUUAUCCUGAUGCUUCUGAUUGGACAAUAGAUCAAGUAGUCCAGUUCUUCCAGUCACUAGGCUAUUCUGAUCAAGUAGAAUGUUUUAAAGAUCAAGAAAUUGAUGGUAAAUCUUUAUUGCUGAUGAAGAGAGUGGAUGUUCUAACAGGACUUUCUCUAAAACUUGGACCGGCUUUAAAAAUCUACCAACAUAUACAAGGUUUACAAACAGCUGGUUUAGAAUUUUAGAAGAGAAGAUGUUAUGUGAAUGUAUGAUUGAGUGAUAUGUGAUUUAUUUGAUUAGAAAUUGUUUUAUUAACGUUGCUGAUUGUUGUGUCCAUUUUUGGCUUGAUCCAUGCUAAAGUCUACUUACAUUGAUUUUUUAAAAUUUAAUUAAGAAUAGAAAAUUAAGAUAUCAACAUAAGAUAAUAUUACGUCUUUGAUUCAGUAGCAUUAAUAAGAGGCCAUCAAAGACUUUCACGAAAAUGUUGGUGGCUUGCUUUGAUUAUUUCCCCUUUUAUUGUCGGCAGAGGAUGCCGAAUGUUGACAUUAGUUUCAAUUCAUCAUAUCUUUGUAAAUUCUGAAUGGAAUUGAACCAUUUCAUUGAUUUUACAAUAGUGUAGUUCACUAGGGAUUCAGAGUCCAUCAAAUGGUGAAAAGAAUCUUUAAAGACUGAUAUUAUUCAACUUGAAAUGUAGAAUGGAUGUAUUCACCAAAUUAUCAUAUAACAAAUUACCACUGUAAUCAAAAUUUAAAUGUCGGUAUUUUUCUCUCGGUACUAAAGAGUACUUACUAUUGGUUGAAAUAAAUGUAUAGAUAGUUGAUAUUGCUAAAUAAGAUCAAAGUAUUUACCUAGUAUAUGUGCUGCUGUUGUCUGUUGAUUUAAAUGACUAAAAUUGUGCCAAAGGUAAUCUUCCAAUUUAACCAUUUAUACAAAUGUGCAAGUUAAUGUCUUGAUUAAAUUUGAACAGUGUGGUUUGUUAUGGGUAUAUUUUAAACUAUUGUACACAGUUAAAUAUUUUGUAUUUGUUUUUGGUUGUACUUGAUGUUUUGAAUAUUUUUUAAUUAUAAGGAGCUUUAAUAUACACGUAUGAUAAUAAAUGUAGUAAUGGUCAUUUAAAACAUAUCAAAUUUUUUAAAGAAAUUAAUUUAUUUUUUUGAAUAGAAGUAUUGUUAUGUAUAUGUAGGUUAUAUGUGAUAAGAAUACCGAUUGUUAACAGAUGUAAAUAUUAAGAAUAUAAUAAAUGUAAUGAAUGAACAUUAUAGGUUAACAAAUUAUGUUUCUAAGAUAAUUUCAUUAAAGAUGCAUUAUUCAAGAACUAAUUCUGCCUAAUACAUAUCUUUUAUUUGUUGUCAAAUGUUAUGUAAAUCAUUAGACAUUUAUUUACAUGUCAAGCCCAUAAUCAACUCUUUAGAACUUCGGAUGGUUUUGGUUUUGAACAGAUGUAAAUAUAAUUGGCAGUUAAUGAUGAUUUGAUCUAAUUAAAAAAUGGAUAAUCAAGACUUUGUUCAUUAUCAUAGCAAUGACAAUCAAGACUACACUGUUUUUCCAACGACAACUCCGCUCAGAAUGAAGUAAUUUGACUGACAUUUUCAACAUAUGUCAGCUCGUUAUCUAAAUCUUACAUAAUGCAUCUUUAAAUACCAUGUAAAUAUUUGUUUUGGUAACUUGUAAACAAUGUUAACAAUUAUGAAAUGUGAUGAUGAAACUGAAUCCUGUAAUACUUGUACAAUAUGUCAAUAUCCUGUAAUAAUUGUCAAUAUCAGUUGUAUGAAGCUUUUGCUAACAUGAUGAUUCCUAUACUGUUUCAAUGGCAUUUAGUAACUAAAUUGGAUAUUUACACAUGGAAUACAAAUACUGUUAAUUGUGAGCAACAUUUUAACUAGGAUUGUCUUGUCUUUAUCAAGCCUUUACUUUAAAAUGUUGCUCAAGAAAUAAACAUUUAUGACAUGUGUAAACUUGUUUAUUUGAAGUGAAUUAUUAAAAUAAAGACAUGCCAUAUGUUAAUCCCCGAAUAAUAAGUUAGUUUUGAGUCGAAAUUAAGUUCAAUUCCCUUUAUAUGACAAGGGAACAUAGGUAACAGUUUAAGAUUCAUUUGAAAAUAAAUUUGAUGGGGUUUAACAACCAGGAUUAGUAUAAGUGUAUUGGAUAUCUACUGCUUUACUAUGUUCAUUCUUGUUCAUUUAUUGUUUCUGUAUGCAAUAUUAAACUGCUUUUUUAUUUUUA